Rhizophagus irregularis DAOM 181602=DAOM 197198 is the source of this 403-nucleotide messenger RNA. The record is from RefSeq and is a predicted model, not a curated record. NCBI's taxonomy places the organism in Eukaryota, Fungi, Glomeromycota, Glomeromycetes, Glomerales, Glomeraceae.
AGGAUAUUAUUUAACAAAUAUUUUAACGGGUGAAUGCAUUUGUUUUAUAUUUGGAAUGGGCCAUUCCGAGAUGUCUGUAAACAUGUUCAUGCAGCACGUCGAAAUGCUAAUCUACAUUCAGAUAAGGAAUUAUUUUCUAGACAAGUAAAAGAAGAUCUUGUUACUUAUUUUAAAAACAAAGAAAGAGUAAUUCCUGCUGAAAAUAAAAAUAGAUUAAUAUAUGAAGGAGAUAUUGAUGGAGGAUCAGUAUUUUCACCAAAAGACAAUAUUUCUGAACGUAAUUCAGAUCAUUUUAGACCACCAGAAUUGUGAAAUAUAAAACUAAUAAAGGAGCACCGCCAAAAGCUGUAGCGAAAACCACGUAAACCAUCACGGAUUUUUCGAACCCUUCAAUCAAAUUCUC